Pseudo-nitzschia multistriata is the source of this 1023-nucleotide messenger RNA. NCBI's taxonomy places the organism in Eukaryota, Bacillariophyta, Bacillariophyceae, Bacillariales, Bacillariaceae. The record is from the annotation of a GenBank genome assembly.
CUUUACCAAAAAAAUACCACAAGGAGUUCAACAGAGUGAAACAGGAGCAAUAGAUUAUCAAAUCUUGUUCAUCACCGGAAGCAUAGAUCGAUAUAGUACUGACGAAAAAUGGUGAAGCACGGAAGAAACAAGAAACGAAGAGCAGGAAGAAUCGGAAAAACAAAAAUAAAGAAUUCAGGAAACUUCAAGCGAUGGGACCCAGAUCUUCAUAAGAAAAUUAAAAAUCCUACUGUUCGUGAACACUGGGAUCCAUCGAAAUCUUUCACGGCGAAUCUCGCUGCUAUUGGACUCGUCGGAAACCCGAACAGCGAUGUAAGGAAUACGAAUCCGCUUCAAAAACCGAAAGCCGUGACAGAUGUUAGCGCAAUCGAACUUUUCGAUAUCCCAGAUUCGGAUGAAUUGGCAGAACAGAAAGAGAAACGGUGUCCAAUCAACGAAGAGGAUCAAAAGUACAUAGCAAAGUGCAUGUCGAAAUACGGAGUCGACUACGGCAGAGCAUUUCGUGAUAUCAAGAUAAACUACAUGCAACAUACUGAAAACCAGUUACGAAAACUAGGAGCAAGAUUUUUACUUCUAUCUUCUGAUCAAAGGAUAGUGGAUGUUCCAGAAAAGGUCAAAUCACUUGUCUCUACAGAUGGCGCAUGAAAUUCAUUGAUCAAUCGUUUUGGGUGCCGAAAACAACACAGCAGGAUACAAAAAUUUUGGAGCAACAAAUAUUCGAAGAUGCAAUAAGUUUUUGAUACCCAGGCAUAUUCAACACGAAAGUCUCAGUAUCCCAAUUUUCUUCUCGAUAUGGACAUGGAUCUACGAGAGAAUCAACAAUCAUUCCCUGCCUUUAAAAAAUUUGAUGGUUCUCAAUAGAACUGCUAUGAAGAAUUUCUUGACAUUGAUUUCAAUUUGUACAGCUUAACAACGAAAUAUAAUCAGGGUGUUAUGCAAAUUUAUUUCUGGACUGCUCUAUAUUGUACUAUGAUAUCCCCCUUUGAAGUGACAGUAGUAUAAGAAUAGAAAUUUAUUUUUCAU